UUACGAAAUAUACAAUGUUCGUGAAUAUUUGGCUGCUUGUUUUAAGUCUUCUUUUAUUGAUGAAUUUAAACAAAGCCAUCUGGUCUUCAUGGAUUAACAGAGAUGGGCCGGAUUCUGGAGACGGUGACAGGGAGAAUUGGACACCGGAAGAAAAAUCCGCCUUUUGUCCGAAUGGGAAUAUCAGUCGUAUUGAGUGUUAUACAACGGAUGACAUUGCGAGUUACUCGUCAGGAGAUAUUAUGCAAUGUACCCUAAGUGGCUCGUCCUGUCUGAAUGACGACAAUUUCCCAGUACCUUGCUCCGACUACAAAAUACGAUACCUUUGCGAACUACCUAGUACGUUUUCAGCAGCAACAAUGGAACCCACCACAAUAAACAACUAUACUGCAACAGAUUUCAGCAUUUUAAAACUAAGUGAAAUUCAGACGUUUUCGGCAUUAUCUUUAUCAACUAUCGGCGGUUCGAAUGCAACUGACCAUCAAACACAAUUGCCGACUAUUGGCGGUUCGAAUGCAACUGACCAUCAAACACAAUUGCCGUCUAUUGGCGGUUCGAAUGCAACUGCCCAUCAAACACAAUUGCCGUCUAUUGGCGGUUCGAAUGCAACUGACCAUCAAACACAAUUGCCGAUUAUUGGCGGUUCGAAUGCAACAGACAAUCAAAAACAUAACCAACCUGAAACGAAGAUGAGCAAAUCCUUGUUGAUUGGUAUUGUUGCCGGUUGUAUCUCAGCUGUCAUUUUACUGACAGCGGUAGCUUUUUGUGUCUACCUUUCGUGUUGCAGGAAAGGAAAGCGAAAGGAAGGGUCGGUUGUAUCCCCCAUUGAAGCAUAGAUUAUCAGCUCGAUUGCAUCUCAUGAAGAAUCAAAACAUUUCAAUAAUAGUGCAAAUUGUCGACGAAACCAAUGUUAAACGCAACAUAUAGCUUUGCUGUUUCAAGUUAACUCAAACUUUUGUGUAUUUUGUUUUGGCAAGUAGUUUUUAAAUGGUGCGACAUUUUAAA
Mya arenaria is the source of this 1002-nucleotide messenger RNA. Its product is annotated as mucin-2-like. The record is from RefSeq and is a predicted model, not a curated record. The coding region runs from base 15 to 833 and encodes 272 amino acids. NCBI's taxonomy places the organism in Eukaryota, Metazoa, Mollusca, Bivalvia, Myida, Myidae. The transcript is spliced from 6 exons.